GACUAAGGUAAAUGUUAAAGUUUUCUCAUGAUGAGUCAAUUUGUAGAAAUGCUUUCUCUCAUUUAAAAGCUAAAAAAAAAAAAAAAGAAAUCCUGAUUGGCAAAGCGUUGCCAUGGUAACGUGAAUGCGUUUAUACCAGCACAAUGGAGUUUACAGGGAGCAGUUACAGUGGAGCUUAUAAAAAUGCCAGGAUGGAGGGCAGAGGAGUGUACACACUCCCCACUGACACCAGAUAUGAAGGGGAGAUGAAGGACGGCAUGUUUCAUGGCAAAGGAGUUUUGCACUUUCCCAAUGGAGGGAAAUAUGAAGGAAUCUGGGAAAAAGGCAUAUGCAAGCAGGGUCGCUACACCUUCUCUGAUGGAUUAGAGUAUGAGGAGAGAGACUGGGAUUAUUGUCACGGCUGUGAUCGACGUUUCUACACCGAGAGAUGUUCUGGAGUCAAACCUGCUGGAGAAUCUCAGUUGACUAACGCCGAUUCUUCUCCGGAGAUCCCUAACGGCUGCUACGACUGCGGAGAAGGAUUCUACGAUCCCAAAACCAGAGUCGUCACGGAUUACGCGGGCGGCUUUCUCAGGAACGCUGAUGAUCAGGAGCACGAGUGGAUCACUCGGACAUGCCGGAAGGGCGUGCCACAGAUGGAUGAGUCUGUAGGAUGUGCUCCUGGGAGCAGUACAAAGUUGUAAAGCUAAAGUCCUGGGAAAGCCUGAUGCACCUUUUAUAUCAACAUUUAUUUGUUUAUGGAGAAAAUUGCAGAUGCAUGGGGCAGAACAAGGAAAUCCAAGCAGAAUAGAAUCUGCAGAAGUAAUUUAUUGAUAAGCCUCAUAAGGAUUAUAAUUCCUGAUUGAAACUGAAACCAGAAAGCAAAAAAGAAAGGAAAAGCCAAUUUUAUCUUCAUAAAAUUCAGUUUUGUUUCAAGCACAGACUUUUGUGUUGUUUCAGUCUCAUGCUUUUCUAUAAUACAAAUUUGUUCAGUUUACAUUUAGUUAAAUUUUGGAAAAUGCAGGCCGUGCAAG
Molecule: messenger RNA, 1013 nt
Organism: Clarias gariepinus (North African catfish)
Lineage: Eukaryota; Metazoa; Chordata; Actinopteri; Siluriformes; Clariidae
Gene: morn5
Product: MORN repeat containing 5
Exons: 7
Coding region: 144-683 (179 amino acids)
Source: RefSeq, a predicted model, not a curated record